UAAUUUAUACUAGAGCCACCAUUCUUAAUGUAUUUAUAUUCUAUUGCUACUCCACGCAGGAGUUGAGAUAUGCUGAUGAUGUAUAAACCUGUAGCUGGAGAGGAAGGAUUAUUGUUGCUGCCUGAAAGGGGAAUGAUUCAAGUCGUGUCUCCUGAGGCCAGUAGGCCUAAAGUGUAACUGGUGAAGAGAAGGGAGUUAUCAGGGGAAAGCACCAAGCCGUUACGACUAUAUAGCAAUUGGAAGGGGUCAGGAUAAGGAUUUGGGAUGGGACGGGGGGAAGGAAUGGUGCCCAACCACUUGGACGGUCGGGGAUUGAACGCCGACCUGCAUGAAGGGAGACCGUCGCUCUACCGUCCAGCCCAAGUGGUUGGACAUGUAACUGGUGAAUAAAUAUUUACAUUAUGACCUAAACAUGGCCACUAUAACAAGAGGCCCGUAACAAUAUCGUCGUGUGUUCAGAUGACCUCCGAGAUAUUAAACACUUGACCUCUGGCAUGAAAAUGAUUGUCAACUGCACCCCAAGAGGCCAAAUAUGUCGACUGUUUGUUCAAUAAAUUAAUAAUUGUUUGAAUUAGUGGUAAAAUUGAUAUGUGCAAUGAAAUUAGGGUCAGAUAAUAAUAGUAGUGUGUGUAUGCGUUAAAAAGAGUAGUUUCACUUUUAACUUUCUCCAUCAUGUAUAUAAUAUUGUUUGUAAUUUAACUUUUUACUUCAUAUAUAAUGGUUUGUAUAAUAAUAUAAGUCCUCUGUCUUGCGGAGGCGAUUCCAUGCUUGGAGAUGCCGCAGGCAUAUCUGUAGGUCAGUCACGGCGACUCAGACUUCCUCCUCAGAAAGUUAUGAGAUGUAACUGACAUAUUCAUCCCAACACCAACAUCUCUCCCGCAGUAAUUAUUGAUGAGAACCUCAACCAUUGGAAAUAUUCCCUGGGUCCUGUAGCAUAGGUCACAACCGAGGUUAAAGGUGCAAUCCUCGGGUGGGAGAAUAUUUGGGUAAUGUUUCUUUUCACCUGUUCACCUAACAGAAAAUUGGUACCCGGGAAUUAGACAACUGUUGUGGGUUGCAUUCUGAAAAAUUUCAGCAGUUGACCACUGGGUACCUCGAUAAGCAUAAGCGCCGUCUUUCAUUUAUAAACGGGGAGGUUUGGUGGGUGCAUGGAAUGGAUUUUGGCCUUUGUUUAUGAGGAUGGGCUGCCUAACCUACCAGAGAACCCAAAACAGAAAACGGGACUACGUCACUCUCACGAGCCGCUUCCAUUUUCAAGUACGACAAUUUUUGGCCAUAUGCAACGCAUACGAUCGAAAUGUAACGUUCUUUGUAAGAGGACAGGAUGGAUAGAGAUUCAUUACCUUAAAACCAGGCUUUUCUUGUUCCUGCUUUAUCGCUCAGUUUAUUCAUUCCCCUGUUAGCUCUCCAAUCUUAUCUUUGUUGUAUCUGUACUAGCUCUGAUAAGAGCAGAUCCACCAAUGUGUGUGGAUACACAGCCGAUGCUCUUGAGAUAAGAGAUACACUUGAAGCGAAUUACUUAGACGUCCUCAGUACAGCUGCUAUUUGUGCCGAAAGACCAUGUUAACAUUGCUCAGUUUUCUCAGUUUUAAACGUUGUGUGUAACUGAGGUAUAUUUACUGGGUGAAUAAUCCAAGAAGUAGAUGGACAUAUUGCACACACACACACACACAAACUUUAACAAUAUUGAAAUUAAAAAAAAAAAAUUGAUGCGAAGGAAUAAUGUGCCAGAAAAUGGAAUAAAUCCUGACAAAAGUGUUCAGUGAAACAGAAGUGAGACUACACGUUGGUACAGCAGGUUGACACCUGCUCCCCACAACCCAUAAACCUUGCUCUCAUAUAAUUCUGUAUUGCUUUUGUUAAUAAUACAUAGGCAACUGAAAAAGGAUCCAUUUUUAAACGAGUGUUAACUAUACAGAAAUUGUUUCGUGAAUUUAUAAAACUUAUGAUUUACAUGACAUAUCACGUGUAAUCAAUGUCACUACCCAGUAUUGAAGGACGUCUCUGCCCUAGCGGCAGUACGAAGCAUUGAUAUAUAGAAGGAACAUCAGUUUUGUUCCAAUAAAAAUUAUUUAACUAAGAAAUUAAAUAACUAAGGCGAAAUUAAUAAUAUAUUGAUAUAAUAUUAAAAUACUUCAAUCAUGUUUAAGAUACCCAAGCCUCCAACGGUGACUGUGGUGGUGAGGAACCUGCCAGCAGGAACCACUGAGGAGCAUCUACGGUCCCUCUGCGAGAAUUUUGGCGGGAUGGUUGAGGUGGAGAUCCCUAAACGAGCGGCUCUCUUCAAGAAGUUUAUCUUCGGGUUUGUGCGGUUCGUGAGUCUCGACGCGGCCCUCAAUGCUGUGAUGAAACUGGACGGUUUGGUCGUCCAGCGACGCACCAUCAACGCACAACUGGCGAAGAGUCACUGGCGCAACACCAACCAGAAUACAGUGUUAUACGAGGAGCCAGAGGAGAAGGAAGGAGAGGACGAGGCUAGCUCUAGCCUCACUGAGGACGACCUCGACACCACCAUCAUGCACAUGUGUCACCAGCAGUGGCUCCACCACCGCCGCACGCAUAGGAACCAAGAUUUGCCAUCUUUUGGUAAAAUCAUGGAAAUAUUGUCCCAGCUGUCUACAAGCGAUGAUGAGGACUCUGAGACGGAGGAGGUCGAGUUCUCAUUCUCUGAGAUGAUGCUUGAUGAACCCGAGAUGAAACCUGUUGAGCCUGAGAUGAGGCUUUCAAACCCUGGGGUGAGGUUUGUUGACCCAGAGAUGAAGUUUGCUGACACUGAGAUGAGGCUUAUUGACCCUGAAAUUAGACUUGCUGAUCCUGAGAUGAGGCUUCCAAACACUGGGAUGAGCCACUAGCCAGACCCAGCGGUGAUUAACGUGACUGUGCAAAGACGUCUUCCAUCGUGUCGACCCAUCCAGCCACUAGUCAGACCUUGCAGUGGUUAGCCUGACCCCAUAAGUCUAGAUGGCGACCCAUCUAAGC
Molecule: messenger RNA, 2979 nt
Organism: Procambarus clarkii (red swamp crayfish)
Lineage: Eukaryota; Metazoa; Arthropoda; Malacostraca; Decapoda; Cambaridae
Molecular function (GO): mRNA binding
Source: RefSeq, a predicted model, not a curated record